GUGACGCAAGAUUUCACUCAAUGCUUCCUGAAGCUCAGCUGAGCAGGUGGCACAAGACAUCUCAAACUUGUCCUUCAAUAAAAAAAAUAUAUAUAAAAAAGAGAGAGAUUAUUUUGGAAGGAUUUCAUCGGAUAAUCCAAUGCUUGAAAUUAAAGCACACAUCUGCUCACUUUAAAGUUUGUGACUGCUUUGGGAGGAAAAGGGGGGAAAAAAAAGAGUUCUGAAGGAAAAUUUCACUAUUAUAUUGCUGAAGAUGACUUGUGCAAAUGUGAUGUCGAGGUUUGGGCCACAGGUCUCCGUGAGGUCUAUGGACAUGACCGUGGGCUUCAGGUGCAGAGGAUCGCCAAACAUCACACACCUGCGUGGCGUGUCUUCCCCCAAACCCCUGCGGCCCUGCAUCGCCCAUCAGCCGGUGAUUGAGUACAGACACUCCCCUUCCACAGGCCUCGUCAAAGCCAAGAGCAGCCGCAGGGAGAAACGCGUCGCGUUCGCGGACACCAAAGGACUCUCGCUCAUCACGGUGCGCCUGUUCUCCGAGAAAGAGGAUACAAUCCCGCGCGAACCGGUGAAAACCCCACGGCUGAAGAAGCUGGGCUGCGCUAAAGAGACCGUCCAUAAUACUUCGAGGUUGAGGCUUGGGUUUGAGCAGCCUUGUGGAGACUUCCAGGCGUUCAGGACUCGGAUUCAGGAAAGCAUGGUGGCGUUGGAGAGCUGUAAAGUCACCAGGUGCUCCAUCCUCGGCACCGUGCGCGUCAAGAACGUUUGUUUUGAGAAAGCGGUGCACAUCCGGAUAACUUUCGACGCCUGGCGCAGCUACCAGGACGUGGCGUGUAGGUACCUGGAGCAGAGUUAUGGGGAGCCUGGAACCGACGUGUUUGAGUUCAACAUCAGCGUCCCUGAGCGGUUAGAGCCGCGCGAGCGCGUCGAGUUCUGCGUGUCCUACUCGCCCGCUGCGUUCAGUGCUGCUCAAUGGGACAAUAACAACGGAAAAAACUACUGUAUUUAUGUGUGUGAAGUGUGACUGAAUGUGCGGUUUUCUAACGACACUCGCACUGUUUGUGCAAACACACCAAAAACUACAAACGUUGCACUUUGUGACCUGUUUUCUGACCCGUUCAGCAUAUACUGACUAAAACAUGCCAAGGAAUGCUUUUCUGAGCACUCGACUAUGCUGUUUUAUACAUUUUAAAUGUAUUGGAAAUAUUUGGCAAAUCAACGCGUUUAAGUCUCCCAUACUGUGGAAAUGUAUUGCCUUUUUAUACCUUGCGUGCUGUGGGAAAACAUUUUGGGAUUUGUAUCGAAUAAAUGUCAUUUUUAUAUUUUCUUAUACUUUUAAAGAUGACUUUAGGAAUGUGCCACUUGUUUUGGGAGUCUGCGCACUUUAACAUGUUGAUGAAACUCUUUCCAUACUGUGGGUAAUUUAAUUUUUUUUUUUAAAGUAUCUUAUUAAAUAAAAUAAAGCUCAUUGAACUUGCAUCCUAA
This is a messenger RNA of Carassius gibelio (silver crucian carp), 1482 nucleotides long. RefSeq names its product protein phosphatase 1 regulatory subunit 3C2, duplicate b (gene ppp1r3c2b). The coding region runs from base 254 to 1021 and encodes 255 amino acids. The transcript has 3 exons. Gene Ontology annotation, biological process: regulation of glycogen biosynthetic process. Gene Ontology annotation, molecular function: glycogen binding; protein phosphatase 1 binding. The record is from RefSeq and is a predicted model, not a curated record. NCBI's taxonomy places the organism in Eukaryota, Metazoa, Chordata, Actinopteri, Cypriniformes, Cyprinidae. Gene Ontology annotation, cellular component: protein phosphatase type 1 complex.